This is a messenger RNA of Orbilia oligospora ATCC 24927, 831 nucleotides long. RefSeq lists its product as uncharacterized. Bases 1 to 831 code for a protein of 276 amino acids. The transcript has a single exon. The record is from RefSeq and is a predicted model, not a curated record. Lineage: Eukaryota; Fungi; Ascomycota; Orbiliomycetes; Orbiliales; Orbiliaceae.
AUGAACGUUCGCAAAAGCUCUCGACCAAAGAGACAUGAUUCCCAAACAUUAGAGCAAUCCACCUUUCUCCUUCCCUCACCGUCAGAGGACUCUCUCAAUAGUCCAUGGGAAGUCGACUCAGAUAUUGAACAAGACAACCCUUCCGAGAUAUCCUUCCGACCAGCACAAAGACAGCUCGGUUUUCGUCGUGAAGCCGAUAAAGACGGAGAAAAUCCCCGAAGGCCUUCUGGGCCCGUUCAAAGAUCGCCGUCCCAGCAGUCUUUAGCAGAGUCAGAAGAGCCUGGUUUACUUUCAAGAGCACAUACUGCAGAGCGAGACCUCGAAAGAAAGAAGAGUAAAAAGGGUUUUAGGUUAGGAAAAUCUAAUGAUGAUAAGGUUAUAGACAAAGAAACGAAAAGAAACGAGAGGAAGGAGAAGAAGGAGAAGAAGGAGGGGAAGAAGAAAAGGCCAAAGCAACCGCUGGGACAGACCCUACGCCACAAACUAUCGUUUAACAAACUAUCGUUUAAACCCCACAAAGAUCGAACAAAGGAUAACCAUAGGCCACGAUCCAAACAUGGCUUCUCUGUUAGUACUGAACCCGUUAACGUCUACAAUGUGCCAACCGAGACGGGUUCAAGAGGUCGUGUCCGAACAAGUCAACACAUGACUGCCGAAGUGAAGUUGCAUUUUUGGAGAGAUAAAUACGAAGGGGAAGGAAGAGUUGAAAGGUUUUUGAGGUUGAUACAUAGAAAACGGUUUCGAAGGGUUUUGAAGACAGCAAUUGAUCUUCAAGCUGCCUCGCUUGGUUCGCUAAGAAGUCAUUCAAGACGAAGACGCGAUUAUGACUGA